Messenger RNA from Phyllotreta striolata, 2304 nucleotides. NCBI's taxonomy places the organism in Eukaryota, Metazoa, Arthropoda, Insecta, Coleoptera, Chrysomelidae. The record is from the annotation of a GenBank genome assembly.
AUGUGCGAGACCGAAGAAAUACUUCAGAAUUUAAAAAAAGCAGCCGAGAAAAAGGAGGACACGAAAAUUAUACAAAACCUCAAACUGCUACCUAAAGAGACCGAGCUGGACGAUAUUUUAUUUCUGCGGGAUUUACUGGAAUCCGAUAAUUUUGAAAUAUUAAAAGUAACAAUAGAAUUAGUAGCGGAACUGGCGAAGAUCGAAUCCAACCGGAAAAUCUUUACGAAUGAACAUCUAGUGAAGGAUAUAAUACAUUUGCUAGAUUAUAAGGACCUUGAUAUAGUUAUAAACUCGAUAAGAGCACUUGGGAAUAUUUGUUACGAGAACGAAGAAGCUUGUAAUAUUAUCGACAAAAUCGGCGUAGAUAAAUUACAAUUUAUACUAAAAGAUGAUGCCAGUAGAAAAGACAGCGAAUUAACAUCUAAAACAGCCGGUUUAUUCCUCAAUUUACUUAAUAUGAGCUCUAAUUUGGGGAAGGUUUGUUUGAAGAACGGCUUAUUUCCCAUUAUCGAAGAUCUACUCGCGAAAUAUUCGAAAAAUUGCAACCAAAAUGAAACAUUAUUGGUGUUUUUAAUUUCAAUAAUCAACAGCCUGGAGUAUCUUUUCGAUGAGCAGGAUGUACCUUUCACAAAAGAACUAUGUAAAUUACUAAUAGAUAUAUUCAAACAGUCCGUCACUCCCGAAAUAUCUAUACCUUGCUUAGAAAUAUUCCAUUCCCAAUGUGGACGAGUUUGCGCAUCGGAGGACAUUAAAACUCUCAUCGCCAAAGAGGGCGUUUGCGAGUUACUAUUCGAACAUAUAGAAAAAUACAGGCACUUGGUAGAAGACGAUGAGAGCCGAUCGAUUCUAAAAAUGGCGUGCGAUUUCAUCGUUAUAGUCUUAACAGGAGACGAUUGUAUGAACUUAUUAUACCAGAAUGGAGAAGGAAUAGUUUACCAGAAUAUAAUCUCAUGGCUGGACAGCGAAGAUCCUGAUUUAUUAACUACAAGCGUGUUGGCUAUCGGUAAUUUUGCAAGGAAAGAUAUCCAUUGCAUUCACAUGAUGAAAACGGGCAUAUCAAAGAAAUUACUAAAGAUACUGAAGAAAUAUAACACGAGUACAGACAUAAAAGACGUGAAAAUCCAACACGCCCUCUUAAGCACACUAAAAAAUCUGGUAAUUCCCAAGGAAAAUAAAGAAAACAUCAUAAAAGAAGGCUUGAUCGACACCAUAUAUCCAAUGAUAAACAGCAAAUACGACUUGGUUAUUUUCAAAUUAUUAGGAACAUUCAGAAUAGUAAUCGAAGAUCAAGAAACCACCGCAUUACAUCUGGCCACGCAGAAAGAGCUCAUCAGCAAACUAGUGCAAUGGAGCGACACAUCGGAGCACCUCGGCGUGAGAGGAGAAGUACCGAGGCUCUUAGCGUGGCUAAUCAAGUACUCGCGUUCGACGAAGCCCAUUAAAUUGCUACUGGACACUCCGGGCGCCGUGAAAUGCUUAGUGGAUAUGAUAUCGUCGAAUCACGCUUUGAUGCACAACGAAGCCCUCACCGCUUUGUACCUCGUGUACGUCGGUUGUCCGCAAGUGUCCCCCGAAGACGGCAAAGUGUUACCGAGGUACCACCAAGUGGGCUCGUCUACCUACUAUUUUCACCUGAUAACCGGCACGGUUAUAUUAUUUAACGUGUGCGCCAACCUGGUGGCCAUCAUGAUGUGCGAAACCAGCAUAAAAGGGCUAGUUUUACCAACCGAAAUGAAACCGGACUGGAGAUUCUGCUCGGUGUGUGAAACCAUAACGCCACCGAGGUCGUGGCAUUGCAGCGUUUGUAAUAUAUGCAUUUUGAAGCGGGACCACCAUUGCAUGUUCACCGGUUGCUGCAUCGGUUUGGAAAACCACAGGUACUUCAUCGUAUUCCUGCUGUACACGCUGGCAGCUACCAUUUACUCAUCGUACUACAAUCUAACGUUCGUCGCCGAAUACAUAUCGUUCGACUGGUCCUGGAUGACCGUGCUGAAGUUGCUGUUUCCCCUGUUCACGUUCGUCAUCGAAUGGACUGAAAAUCAAUUUUUCAUAUUCGUGAUCAUCAUCGUGCUGCUGGGAGCGUUUUUCACCGGAGCCCUGCUCGUGUUCCACGUGGACUUGAUGCUGAAGAGCGUCGUCACUCACGAGAAGCGAGUCACGAAAUACGAUCGAGGGAAAUUGGAGAAUAUCAAACUCACUUUGGGCGAGAGAUGGUAUUUGGUUUGGCUGUCGCCUUGGAUCGAAAGUAAAUUGCCCUGCGAUGGAAUUAACUGGGAUAAAAUAACAUCGGAUAAAGAGAAAUAG